UUCUGCUCUAGAGACCGUAACAUACUGUAUUUAAACACUUUUCCUUCUUUGAGAAAAACAGUAUAAAAGUAUCCUUAUUGCAGUUAUCAAGAUAAAAUAUGUCUGGUCCGUUAAAAUGGAUUUUACUACUUAUUGUAGUCACAGUACGUGCCCAAGAGCCACGUCGCCGAAGUUAUUCGCUGUGUCCAAACGACUAUUUACAUCAGCAAAAACUUGAAAUCGAUAAAUUAGAUUGUACCGGUAAUAAUAUCAAGAUGAAAAAAUUUGAUUCUAGUGAGAGCGGUCCUUUUUGGGCAAACCGAGGAAAAAAAGAUCCAGUUUAUAUUCGGGAACCAUUGUUUGCAGAGGAACCGGGGUAUGCAGAGGAACCGUACUGGAUGGUUGUAAGAAGCGAUAAUCAGGAAGAACCAUUUUUUGUCUCUAGAGGUAAAAAGGAGAACGGAUUUAUCAGUGGAAAUUUGAGAGAAACUAGAGAGUUUUUACAGGAUAAUGAUGUCCCUUUUUUUGCAGCUAGAGGUAAAAAAUUCAAAAUCAAGAAUUGAUUUUAUCCAUUUUUUAAAUUUAUAUUUUCAAAUAUUAAUAGUAUUAAAAAGAACUUGUCUUUCACAAAUUUUGUGUAUUAAUAAUUUCAUUAAAUCUAUUCUAAGUA
Molecule: messenger RNA, 649 nt
Organism: Diorhabda sublineata
Lineage: Eukaryota; Metazoa; Arthropoda; Insecta; Coleoptera; Chrysomelidae
Exons: 2
Coding region: 99-542 (147 amino acids)
Source: RefSeq, a predicted model, not a curated record